AUGGGGUCGUUUUCCUGCGCUGGUGACUUCCCAUUCCCCGAGGCACAAAGCUCGAGGUGCGGUGGUUUGGGGGAGACUGGCCGCCGCCCUCAUCUUCCCAGCUCUCUCAGGUGCGCAAGCCAUUCACUACGGUUACUGCUUGGGGUACAGAAGCAGCUACCGGGGUUCGGUUUGCCCCCGGGCGAGACCCCGGGCCCUAUCUGGGAUUGCAAACAGGGAGGCAAUCGCAAGCGACUACUGGAGAUUUCGCACAUCAAAACGGGGAUAAAGAAGGGUAUCGACGCCAGACUGACCAGCGGGGGUGAAAGUGCAAGAGGAAGUGCAGCCGCUGCCAUCUUUCCUCCGCUCCGAACACACGGAGCCCGGGGCCGCAGCGCCGCCGCUCUGCCGCCGCCUUCGCUUGGCCUGGGGAAGGACCAACCCUGCUGCCGCCGCCACCCGCUUGCUUCAGCUGCCGCAGCCGCCGCCGUCAGACUCCAGGACCUAGCCCGUGCCACCGCCCCCUUGCGCGCCCCGCCGCCGCCGCCGCCUUCGCCUUUUGUUUCCUCUGCUCCAGCGCCCCCGCCUCGGCUCGCGCUUUGCAGGGGACGCAGCGCGCGCCCCCAGCGGGCCCGGGAAAAGCCGCGGAACGCGCGCGCGCGCCUGCGCGCAAGACCCCUCCUCCUCCUCCCCACGUGCGCGCGCGCCUCUUGGCCGCGCGCCGGCGCCGCCUGGCGGGCGGGAGGGGAGGUGGCAGGCGCGUUAGCAGGAGGGGCGCACCUCUUUGCUCGCGUACCCCCCCCCUCCCGGAAGGUAGAAGAAGGGGAGGCGGGCAGGCUGAGAGGAGAGAGCCGCGUGGGAUCCAUCGUGGGUGGGGGUAGCUAUGUGUGGGGUGGUGUACUUAGUCUAGACAUUGCGAUCCGGGCAGGGGGCGUGUGCGCUGGGCGCACCUGCGAGACUACAGAGCCCCGGGCCCGCACGUGUGGAGAGUGUGGACACUUCCGCUGA
Molecule: messenger RNA, 987 nt
Organism: Cavia porcellus (domestic guinea pig)
Lineage: Eukaryota; Metazoa; Chordata; Mammalia; Rodentia; Caviidae
Exons: 2
Coding region: 1-987 (328 amino acids)
Source: RefSeq, a predicted model, not a curated record